GGAGCCGCAGUCUAGUAUGUUUUAGACGUCUAUGGUUUGAUUGUUGGACAAAGUGAUACUUAACGUCCAGUGCGUAGAUAAACGUUUUAUUGAGAGAGGGAGAGAGAAGACCGACGUUUUGUUAUAAUUCGUAAUUAACAUUUGAGACAGAAUUCGCGUGCAAUCGUUUCAGCAAUCACGUCAUCAUGGAGCAGGAAGACGUUCUGACGAUACUGAAAAUUCUUAUGAUAGGCGAAUCUAACGUUGGAAAGUCGAGCAUACUUCUGAGAUUCACCGAGGAUGAGUUCUACGACAACAUGCAGAGCACGGUCGGGAUGGACUACAAGACCAAGCAGAUCACCAUUGACGGCAAUACGGUGAAACUCGCAAUUUGGGAUACCGCCGGUCAAGAACGAUUCCGUACUUUGACCCCGAGUUAUUACAGAGACGGUCAGGGGGCUAUUUUGAUGUACGACGUUACGGAUCGCAAUACCUUUGUGAAAUUGGAGACGUGGCUCAACGAAUUGAACACGUACUGCAAUAAAACAGAUAUCGUUAAAAUGGUAGUGGGAAACAAAAUAGAUUUGCCGCAUAGGGAAGUGAGCACCGAGGAGGGUUUGGAGUUCGCCAGGCGGCAUCAGACCUUGUACAUCGAGAGCAGCGCGAAAACAGCAGAUGGUGUCAAGUGUUGCUUCGAGGAACUUGUACAGAAGAUAAUACAGACGCCUGGUCUUUGGGACACUCACUCUUCGCGGUUGUACGACAACGGUACUCUGGGCGCCAGACAUCGAAUGGGAAGAAGAGGAAUGCAGCUGACCAAUGACCAGCCACAACAGGAAGCUUAUUCAAAUUGUUACUGCAGCAUGCUAUAAUGUAAUCUGUGAUGAACGGUGAUAAAGAAGUUUAGUGCUAAACCGUGUGUAUUGUAUUCAAUUCGAGACUUUACACGAGGAGUAAAUUCGAAAAGACUACGACAUUGCUUCAUACGUGCUGCAAAUUCAGAUUCCCACAUAACGUAAACGAAAAACGUGCAUGUAUUCGCUUAUAUCUCACGUAAACACACGUACACACACACACACACACAUGGACUACCGUUGAAAAUUGAAUCUCGAGCCUAGCGAUGAAACUUACUUCGAAUUUUUGUCUUGUAAAUAUAUAUAGGAAUUGAAAACGUAAAAAAAAACACAAAACUCGAUAAACAUUUGUACGGACAAUAGUCGUUUGCGCUCGGUUCACAUCGCGUUUUUGUACGAGUUAGUCGUGGCUCCGGCAUUUUUACGGUGUUCUCGAUUGUGUUCGUCGUUUUAUAUUCUGCACAAUACGUGCGCUUAACGCAUAUCGUCUUAUUCGAAAAUGUGUAUUAUAUUGUAAAAAUGUGUAUCUAGGAAAAUUUAUGCUUAGCUAUUUUGUCUA
Pseudomyrmex gracilis is the source of this 1392-nucleotide messenger RNA. RefSeq names its product ras-related protein Rab-18-B-like. Gene Ontology annotation, molecular function: GTPase activity; GTP binding. NCBI's taxonomy places the organism in Eukaryota, Metazoa, Arthropoda, Insecta, Hymenoptera, Formicidae. The transcript is spliced from 4 exons. The record is from RefSeq and is a predicted model, not a curated record. Bases 186 to 851 code for a protein of 221 amino acids.